This is a messenger RNA of Solanum tuberosum (potato), 5265 nucleotides long. RefSeq names its product vacuolar protein sorting-associated protein 13A-like. The record is from RefSeq and is a predicted model, not a curated record. Lineage: Eukaryota; Viridiplantae; Streptophyta; Magnoliopsida; Solanales; Solanaceae. Bases 3922 to 5049 code for a protein of 375 amino acids. Gene Ontology annotation, biological process: protein retention in Golgi apparatus; protein targeting to vacuole. The transcript is spliced from 5 exons.
UCUUCAAUACUCUCAACUGCAAGAAAAAACAAUUGAUGCCUUCAGUUGACUAAACCUAUUUCUGCCAACCUCCCAGUUUCGAGCAGCCAUCGUGAAGUUACCAAAAUCACUAUUUAUAUGAUUCACUUAAUCCAUACAAGUAGAGGUGUCAAAAUUGAACUCAAGUGUAGGUGACCCAACUAUAAUUUUAAGGGUUGGGCUUAAGAUGAUUCAAAGUUGUGGAUAAUUUGAAGGAGGAGUCGGAUGAGGGGUCAAAUUUCAGCUUCUAGCGUGGAAAAUUCUGCUAGUAACGAAGUUAAUGACGGUCCAAUUUUAGUUUGGGAAUUGUAUAGAGGUUGAGCAGAACAAUGAGACAAUGCAUGUUCAGAAAAAGUAUUGUGAAGGUAAAAAAAGAGUAAAAGAGGUGAACGAUGUGCGAAAAUUGAAAAGAAGAUGCGUUUAUAUUGCAUCUACCGCUAAGAAUAUAGUUAAUAGCGAUGACGAUUUUGAGGAUUUACCUCCUCAAUUUCAGUCGAACAAAUUGAAAAAUAAAGUUGUGCCGGAGAAGAAGAAGUCAGGGAAGGAUGCAAAGCCACGGAAGUGAUUGGCGAACAAUGUCAUUCUACCGGAGAGUGGAGAUCCGGUAUGUGAUAGUAUUUUCAAUCUAUUUCUAUGUGUUUUCUUAGUUAGUUGUUGCUUAGGACUUGUAUACUGAUUACUAACCUGCUUUGAUAUGUAGUUUUUGUAAUUCAUCAUUAAUUCAACUUUAAUAUGUAGUAAUACAUUUUUAAUUCAAGUUUAAUACAUUUUACAGUUAAUUGAUUUAUGAUUAGUGAAAGUUAGUUCGACUAAUUAAAAUUGAAGUUAAAUUUCUAUUUAUAUGCAGGAUCGUAAAUUCUAGAAACAUUCAGAUGUUGUGUAUAUUGCGAGUAGGUAGUCAUCUUACAUUAAUUAUAGUGUCAUCGACCAAAUUAAAAUCUCUUUAUCCGAAAAACAGCUUGAGCUGUUUAGGAAUACAUGUUUUUGUGACUUUCUUUACCUUCCAAAAGUGAACAUACAACUCCAACUUAUUCAUUGCCUUAUGAAUAAGGAGUUAAAACACACUCCAGAUAAUGUGUUUGCUAUUGAAAUACAUGACAAAAAAUUGGUUUUUAGUCUAAGAGAAUUUGGAUUAGUUAUUAGCUUAAAUUGUGUUAGUGAUGACACUCCUGUCAAUGUUCCAGAUUCUAAGUUAGUUUGUUGAGAAAUUAUUUUCCAGAACAAAUCACUGUUCAAAAGAGUCAUCUACGUGAGUUGUUUCUAGCUAAAAAAAUCAUAGAUGAUGACUCCGUUGUUUCAUUGGUUGUUCUCUUCUUUGUUAAUGAAUUUUUAUUUUCCUAUGAGAACAAUGAACACCAAAUUAGUAAUAGAUAUUUUUACAUUGUGGAAAGUGGACAAUUCAAUUCAUAUCCGUGGGGAUUAAAUGUCUACAAGGAGUUGCUUGAUUCUGUGUGGCACGCGCUUAAAUCAACCCAUAAAUACUAUAGAUUGGGUGGCUUGUCUCUUGCUCUUCAAAUUUGGAUAUUUGAUUGUUGUUCAAAAGUCGAUGAAGAUAUAGCUAUUCGGGUUUUUGAUUCUAUUCCAAGAAUCUUGAAUUGGAAGACAACUGUUGAUAGUCCAUGACAAAAAUAUAUUGAGAAAUAUCUCUUCAUGCCUACAAAAAAAUAAGGUAUUUGUACAAAGUUAAUACAUUUUAUGACAUUUUUUAGUUCAACUCAAGUUAAUAUAUCUAUUUUUAUUUUCUUUAUUUGAUUUUUCAGUUUGAGAACAUAGUGGCCGGUGAAGAUGAAGUUUAUAAAUUCAGGCUUCUUGAACCUCGUGAUUACAAUGCUGAAAUUUUAAAAUUGGAGCCCAAAGAAUCAAGUCAUGGUCUAGACAUGUUGACUAAGGAAGUUAUAGAAUUGAGAAAAGAACUUAUAAAGGUAUAUAAAAACUUGACUUUAGGCUUGAUUAUUUUCAAAAUUGUUAUUUUAAUAUUUGUGUUAUGUUUGAUUAUCUAUUAGGCGAAUGAAAACCACAAAGCACUUGAAAAGAAGAAAGAUUUAGGAUUUAAUCAAAUCAAAGAAUUUGUGGUGAAUUCUAACAAACAACUAUUUGAGGAUAUUUCUUUGUUGUUUGCUAAGAGUGAUGGUAGCAGCUCUGUUAUCCGAAAAGCUGGAAACCAUAUAACAGGAAGGCAUUUCAGAUAACAGAGUUGCUACCAUCACUCUUAACAAACAACAAAGAAAUAUCCUCAAAUAGUUGUUUGUUAGAAUUCACCACAAAUUCUUUGAUUUGAUUCAAUCCUAAAUCUAUCUUCUAUUCAAGUGCUUAGUGGUUUUCAUUUGCCUAGUAGUUAAUCAAACAAUACACAAAUAUUAAAAUAACAAUUUUGAAAAAAAACAAGCCUAAAGUCAAGUUUUUAUAUACCUUUAUAAGUUCUUUUUUCAAUUCUAUAACUUCAUUAGUCAACAUGUCUAGACCAUGACUUGAUCCUUUGGGCUCCAAUUUUAAAAUUUCAACAUUGUAAUCACGAGGUUCAAGAAGUCUGAAUUUAUAAACUUCAUCUUCACCAGCCACUAAGUUUUCAAACUGAAAAAUCAAAUAAAGAAAAUAAAAAUAGAUAUAUUAACUUGAGUUGAACUAAACAAUGUCAUAAAAUGUAUUAACUUUGUACAAAUACCUUAUUUUUUUUGUAGGCAUGAAGAGAUAUUUCUCAAUAUAUUUUUGCCAUGGACUAUCAACAUUUGUCUUCCAAUUCAAGAUUCUUGGAAUUGAAUCAGAAACCCGAAUAGCUAUAUCUUCAUCGACUUUUGAACAACAAUCAAAUAUCCAAAUUUGAAGAGCAAGAGACAAGCCACCCAAUUUAUAGUAUUUAUGGGUUGAUUUAAGCGCGUGCCUCACAGAAUCAAGCAACUCCUUGUAGACAUCUAAUCCCCACAGAUAUGAAUUGUCCACUUUCCACAAUGUAAAAAUAUUUAUUACUAAUUUGGUGUUCAUGGUUCUCAUAUGAAAAUAAAAAUUCAUUAAUAAAGAAGAGAACAACCAAUGAAACAACGGAGUCAUCAUCUAUGAAUUUUUAAGCUAGAAACAACUCACGUAGAUGACUCUUUUGAACAGUGAUUUGUUCUGGAAAAUAAUUUCUCAACAAACUAACUUAGAAUCUGGAACAUUGACAGGAGUUCCAUCACUAAUACAAUUUAAGCCAGUAACUAAUCCAAAUUCUCUAAGACUAAAAAACAACUUUUUGUAUUCAAUAGCAAACACAUUAUCUGGAGUGUGUUUUAACUCCUUAUUCAUAAGGCAAUGAAUAAGUUGGAGUUGUAUGUUCACUUUUGGAAGGUAAAGAAAGUCACAAAACAUGUAUUCCUAAACAGCUCAAGCUGUUUUUCGGAUAAAGAGAUUUUAAUUUGGUCGAUGACACUAUGAUUAAUGUAGAAUGACUACCUACUCGCAAUAUCCACAACAUCCGGAUGUUUUCAGAAUUUACGAUUCUGCAUAGAAAUUGAACUUCAACUUUAAUUAGUCAAACUAACUUUCAGUAAUCUUAAUAAAUCAAUUAACUGCAAAAUGUAUUAAACUUGAAUUAAAAAUGUAUUACUACUACAUACUAAAGAUGAAUUACAAAUACUACAUAUCAAACUAAGUCAGUAAUAAGUAUACAAGUCCUAAACAACAACUAACUAAGAAAACACAUAGAUAUAGAUUGUUCUUGAUACUUCUCCGGGUAAAACCAGACUGCGCCUUGAAUAUCAGGUCUAGGCUAGAGCAUCCCAGUUCUGACUUUUGAAUCAAAUGUCAAGCAGAAUUUCAAAUCCCGGAAUAAAUCUUGAGGAGUUGAGUCUGCAAAAGGUCUAGGCUUUGCUUGCACUACAUAUCUGAUCUUGCAAUGUAUUUGGUUCAGCAGGAGUUAUUGGAAAUCCUAUGGGGUUUGCAAGGAGCAUGGGUCUUGGCCUCAAAGAUUUCUUGUCAGCUCCUGUGCAAAGUGUUUUCCUGGUACCUUAUGCAUUAUCUGCUCUUUUAUCCUUCCAACUAGAUGUAAACCCAGCUCUUUCUGCAGACUCGUGCAGGUUUAUUAAAGGCAUGGCACAAGGGACCUCUAGUCUUUUGAGUAACACCGUCUAUGCCUUAAGUGAUGCUGCCACCCAAUUCAGAAAAGCUACCCACAAGGGUAUCGUGGCAUUUACUUUUGAUGAUCAGGCUGUCGGAAAUAUGGAAAGACAGCAGAAGGGAAUAUCAUCCCAUAGCAAAGGGGUGAUAAAUGAAUUUUUUGAGGGUCUGACUGGCCUAUUGCAAUCACCUAUUAAAGGGGCAGAGAGACAUGGCCUUCCAGGAGUUCUCUCAGGUAUAGCUCUUGGAGUGACUGGACUGGUGGCAAAACCAGCAGCCAGUAUCCUUGAUAUCACCGGCAAAACUGCACAAAGCAUCAGAAAUCGGAGCAAACUGCAUAAUCUGGGAUCUCAUCGCUUUAGGGUCCGAUUGCCAAGGCAUUUAAACAGAGAACUUCCUUUACGGCCAUAUUCUUGGGAAGAAGCAAUUGGAGUAUCUGUACUUAGAGAGGCUGAAGACCAUAUUAAGCUCAAAGACGAAACAUUAGUAGUGUGUAAAGCUCUUAGACAUGAUGGGAAGUUUGUUAUCCUCACUGAGAGACUUAUAUUAAUCGUGUCUUGCUCCAGUAUAGUAAAAUACAGAAUGCCUGAGUUUCAAGGAGUGCCUGCUAACCCUGAAUGGUUGGUAGAAACAGAAAUCGGGAUGGAUAGUGUAAUUCAUGCUGAUAACGACGACGAUGAGGUAGAUAUUGUGGGAAGUAGCUCAGACGCAUUGUUAAGGCAGAACCAUAUCUCACAUAAAAGAAGCUGGGGACCUAAGGGAAAGAGAUGGAACAACAACCCUCGCACAUCGCUUCCGCAACUCCAGACUAAUUUGGUUUUCACAUCAAAAGAUGAAGCAGAAGACUUCCUGCAGGUACUUCUAUCUACAAUUGACAAAGCAAAAGAACAAGGUCGGAGCUCUGUGCAUCUUCUUCAUCAAAGUAGUCUCAGACAACUAUAGAAAGAUGUAAAGGAUCCAAGUAAUUUUCCAUCUGUACAUUGUACAUUAUGUACAUAAUCUACUUUACCCCUCUUCUGUUAAUUUAUGUCCAUAACUGUUCAAUUAGUGUAGGACUUCCAAUUCUUUAAAGGCACAGCCCUUCUCUCAGACUCUUCACAAAUCAACAAAAGCUUGAAGCAAAAUUAAAUGAAAUUGUGAUUUUUUGUUUUUUGGUCA